GGAAAAGUUCUGAGAGAAGCUACUCAAAGGAAAGGAGUGGCCAUUGCAAGAGAAGCCCAGCAGGAUGCUUCCCUUUUAUUAUUUGGAUUCCCUUUCUCUCCUCUUCCACCAGGGAACUCCCCAGGAGGCUGAUGUCAAUGAUCUCAGAGAGAAAGCUUGUACAAUUUGAGUAGACACCAUGGAGUACAUGGAUUGCUCAUCUCAGAAGCUCACCAAAAGUGAUUCAAUACAUCACAUGAGCCACUCCCAGAUGCGGCCAGAGCUGCCCCCUUUGCCUGCUUCUGCUAAUGAGGAACCAUCUGAACUGUAUCAGACUGUCAUGUCACACAGCUUUUAUCCUCCCUUGAUGCAACGCACAUCAUGGACACUGGCUGCCCCCUUCAAAGAGCAGCACUACCACCGUGGACCCAGUGACUCCAUUGCCAACAAUUACUCCUUGAUGGCCCAAGACCUGAAGCUGAAAGACAUGCUGAAAGUCUACCAAUCAGUUACCAUCAAUGUCCCUAGGGACAAGACCAAUCACGCACCACUAUCAGCAACUAAAAUGUCAUCAGAGCCCAACAAGAAGAAAAUGAAGUUGUCCUCCAGAGACAAAGAGGAUCCCACUAGGAUCAAGUCUGCUGCCAACAGCUCAGUCUCUUUACUCAUAAAGAAGGAGACAGAGACAUCUUCGGUCUUCCCAGGAAGUAGACCAAUGAGUCCAGAACAACAAAUGAAUGUGAUGUUACAGCAGGAGAAGGAAAUAGAAAGUAGAGAAAGCACACCGUCUCAAUCAGACCUGGAGAGAUACUACUACUAUCUGACCAAUGGAAUCCGAAAAGACAUGAUUGCCCCUGAGGAGAAUGAGGUGAUGGUCCGGAUUUCAAAGCUGAUUUCUAACACACUGCUGGCAAGUCCCUCCCUGGAACCCCUAAUGACCGCCCUGGUGGAAGAGAAGGAAAAUGACUACUACAGCAGCCUCAUGAAAAGCAUUGUUGAUUACAUCCUCAUGGACCCAAUGGAGAGAAAAAGGCUCUUCAUCGAGAGCAUCCCUCGCACUUUUCCUCAAAGAGUGAUCCGCGCACCUGUGCCCUGGCACAGUGUCUACAGGAGUGCCAAGAAGUGGAACGAGGAUCACCUGCACACAGUGAACCCCAUGAUGCUCAGCCUGAAAGAACUGUGGUUUGCAGAAUUUAAAGACCUCAGGUUUGUUCGAACAGCAGAAUUACUGGCAGGAAAAUUGCCUUUGCAGCCUCACGAGUAUCGGGAUGUGAUCCGGAAACACUGCCUGGAGGCACGCCAGAUUCUACUCAACAAGUGGAUUCCCACCUGCGCCCAGCUUUUUGUCUCACAGAAGGAAAAGUGGGUCCAUUUCGCUCCCAAGAGUGACUACGACUCUUCCCGAAACAUUGAGGAAUAUUUUGCUUCUGUUGCAUCAUUCAUGUCACUCCAGCUCAGAGAGUUGGUCAUUAAGUCCAUUGAAGACCUUGUAUCUUUUUUCAUGAUUCACAAGGAUGGGAAUGAUUUUGAGGAACCCUACCAAGAGAUGAAAUUCUUUAUACCUCAGCUAAUCAUGAUCAAAGUUAAAGUCGAUGAACCCAUAAUUGUCUUUAAUCCAUCUUUUGAUAACUGCUGGGAAUUAGUACACAACUCUUUAUUGGAAAUUAUUAAGAACUCUGAAGGGAUCCCCAAGGUGGAAUCUAUCCUAUUCCCAGAAUUGAAAGGAUAUAACCUCAUCCUUGGAACUGUUGACCCUGAAGAAAAACUUGUUUCUGAUUUUGUAAAUCAAACUUUUGAGAUAUUUCAGAAAAAUCAAGUUGGCCCCUACAAAUACUUAAAUGUAUACAAAAAGUAUGAUGACUUAUUGGAUAACACAGCAGAGCAAAACAUCACUGCAUUCCUGAAAGAAAAUCAUGAAAUUGAUGAUUUCGUGACGAGAAUCAAUAGCAUUAAAAAACGGAGGAACGAAAUUGCAUCCAUGCCCAUUACUGUGCCUUUAGCUAUGUUCUGCCUGGACACCAUGUUCCUGAACUAUGAUCUCUGUGAGCGAGCCCAAAAUCUGAAAGACCGCCUGAUUCAUUUCCAAGUGGAUGUAAACCGGGAAACAAAUACCAGCAUUUGUAAUCAGUACAGCACCAUCGCAGACAAAGUCAGUGAGGUUCCCGCCAACACUGAGGAACUGGUAUUCCUCAUUGGAUUCUUAAAGAAAUCCAGCGAUGUCACUGUGUUCAAACUCAGGAGGCAACUUAGAGAUGCAGCGGAAAGGCUAGAGUUCCUGAUGGACUACGCAGACUUGCCCUCAGAGGAUAUCAAACUGAACAGCACUCUGUUCCUCUGGCCAGACCAGAUUGAAGAUAUCUUCGAUAACAGCCGGAACCUUCUCCUAAACAAGAGGGAUCAGGCAGAGAUGGACCUGAUUAAAAGGUGCUUGGAGUUUGAGUCAAAACUUGAGGGCUACAACAAGGAACUGGAAGGCUUCAGGAAGCGUGAAGUGAUGACUACUGAAGAAAUGAAGAACAAUGUCGAAAAGCUUAAUGAGCUUUCCAAGAAUCUAGAUCAGGCGCUGGUGGAAUUUGAGUUGAUCAAUAAGGAAGAAGAGCUUUUGGAAAAGGAGAAGAGUACUUUCCCUCUUCUGCAAACCUUGAUGACCAACAAAGUGCCUUAUGAGCAACUGUGGGUGACAGCCUAUGAAUUCAGCACCAAAUCAGAGGAGUGGAUGAAUGGGCCCCUCUUUUUACUGAAUGCUGAGGAAAUUGCUGAAGACAUAGGGAAUAUGUGGAGGACGACAUACAAAUUGAUCAAGACCUUAGCUGAUGUACCUGCACCCAAACGUUUAGCAGAGAACAUGAAAAUUAAGAUUGAUAAGUUCAAGCAGCACAUUCCUAUCCUCAGCAUUUCCUGCAACCCAGGAAUGAAGGACCGGCACUGGCAGCAGAUCAGUGAGAUUGUUGGCUAUGAAAUAAAGCCCACAGAAACGACUUGCCUCUUGAAUAUGCUGGAAUAUGGAUUCGGCAAAUACAUUGAAAAACUGGAGCCCAUUGGUGCAGCCGCCAGUAAGGAAUAUUCUCUGGAGAAAAACUUGGAGAAAAUGAAGUUAGACUGGGUUAACAUGAAUUUCAACUUCGUGAAGUACAGGGACACUGAUACAAACAUCUUAUGUGCAGUUGAUGAGAUUCAACUGCUCCUCGAUGAUCAUGUGAUAAAGACCCAGACAAUGUGUGGCUCCCCAUUCAUCAAACCAAUAGAAGCAGAAUGCCGGAAAUGGGAAGAAAAGCUAGUUCGUGUGCAGGAAAAUUUGGAUGCUUGGUUGAAAUGCCAAGCCACCUGGCUGUACCUGGAACCAAUCUUCAGUUCAGAGGACAUCAUAGCCCAGAUGCCAGAAGAAGGCAGGAAAUUUGGCGUUGUUGAUAGUUAUUGGAAAUCACUCAUGUCCCAAGCGAUAAAAGAUAGCAGAGUUCUGAUGGCAGCAGACCAGCCACGAAUGUCUGAGAAGCUUCAAGAAGCCAACCUUUUGUUGGAGGACAUCCAGAAGGGGCUGAAUGAUUACUUAGAGAAGAAGAGAUUAUUUUUCCCCAGGUUCUUCUUCCUGUCAAAUGAUGAGCUGCUGGAGAUCUUGUCUGAGACAAAGGAUCCCCUCCGAGUGCAGCCACACUUGAAGAAAUGCUUUGAAGGAAUCGCCAAGCUGGAUUUUACUAGCAGUCUGGAAAUCGUGGGCAUGAUCAGCUCAGAGAAAGAAACUGUCCCAUUCAUACAAAAAAUCUACCCAGCUAAAGCCAAAGGGAUGGUGGAAAAAUGGCUCCAGCAGGUGGAACAGGUCAUGCUUGCCAGUAUGCGGGAUGUUAUUGGACUUGGGAUUGAAGCAUACGUCAAGGUUCCUCGUAAUCAGUGGGUCUUGGAGUGGCCGGGCCAGGUGGUUAUCUGUGUCUCUUCCAUCUUUUGGACCAAAGAGGUGUCUGAAGCCCUGGCUGAACAUACUCUACCGAAUUUUCUGGAAAAGAGCAAUGAGCAGAUUGCACAGAUAGUCCAGCUGGUGCGAGGGAAGCUGAGCAGUGGAGCUCGACUCACUCUCGGGGCUCUCACGGUCAUCGAUGUCCACGCUCGGGAUGUAGUGGCCAAGUUAUCUGAGAAUGGGGUCUCUGACCUGAACGAUUUCCAGUGGAUCUCGCAGCUGCGCUACUACUGGCAGGCCAAGGAUGUGCAGGUGCAAAUGAUAACUACCGAAGCCUUGUAUGGCUAUGAGUACCUGGGAAACUCCCCCCGGCUGGUGAUCACACCCCUCACUGACCGCUGCUACAGGACGCUUAUGGGAGCUUUGAAGCUGAACCUUGGGGGAGCCCCAGAGGGUCCAGCUGGAACGGGAAAGACAGAAACCACCAAAGAUCUGGCCAAAGCUUUGGCCAAGCAGUGUGUGGUCUUCAACUGUUCUGACGGCUUGGAUUACAAAGCCAUGGGGAAGUUCUUCAAGGGCCUGGCCCAGGCUGGAGCAUGGGCCUGCUUUGAUGAAUUCAACAGAAUUGAGGUAGAAGUGCUAUCUGUGGUAGCUCAGCAGAUUCUCAGCAUUCAACAGGCCAUUAUCCGGAAGCUGAAAACGUUCAUCUUUGAAGGCACUGAGCUCUCUUUGAACCCAACCUGUGCUGUCUUCAUCACCAUGAACCCCGGAUAUGCUGGCAGGGCUGAGCUGCCAGAUAACCUCAAGGCCUUGUUCCGGACAGUGGCCAUGAUGGUGCCAGAUUAUGCCCUCAUUGGAGAAAUCUCUCUCUACUCUAUGGGGUUUCUGGACUCUAGAAGUCUUGCCCAGAAGAUUGUGGCAACCUACCGCCUGUGCUCAGAACAACUCUCCUCUCAGCAUCACUAUGACUACGGCAUGCGUGCCGUCAAGUCUGUGCUCACAGCUGCAGGAAACCUGAAGCUCAAGUAUCCAGAGGAGAAUGAAAGUGUCUUGCUGCUCCGGGCCUUGCUUGAUGUCAACCUGGCCAAGUUCUUAGCCCAAGAUGUCCCUCUGUUUCAGGGAAUUAUAUCAGAUUUGUUUCCUGGAGUUAUUCUUCCAAAGCCAGACUAUGAAGUUUUUAUGGAAGUGCUGAAUGAAAAUAUCAAAAAGAUGAAACUUCAGCCAGUCCCUUGGUUUAUUGGGAAAAUUAUCCAGAUCUAUGAGAUGAUGCUGGUAAGACAUGGCUAUAUGAUUGUCGGAGACCCCAUGGGUGGCAAGACCUCUGCUUAUAAAGUAUUGGCCGCAGCUCUGGGUGAUUUAUGUGCAGCCAGCCAGAUGGAGGAGUUUGCCGUGGAGUACAAGAUCAUCAACCCCAAGGCUAUUACAAUGGGGCAGCUAUAUGGGUGCUUUGACGUAGUGAGCCAUGAAUGGACAGAUGGUGUCCUUGCCAAUGCUUUCCGGGAGCAAGCAUCUUCAGUAUCUGAUGACCGCAAGUGGAUUAUAUUUGAUGGGCCAGUGGAUGCUGUUUGGAUUGAAAAUAUGAACACUGUUCUGGAUGACAAUAAAAAGCUAUGUUUAAUGAGUGGAGAGAUUAUUCAGAUGAGCCCCAAGAUGAGUCUGAUUUUUGAGCCAGCGGACCUUGAACAGGCCUCUCCAGCCACCGUGAGCAGGUGUGGGAUGAUCUACAUGGAGCCUCAUCAGCUAGGCUGGAAGCCCCUGAAGGAUUCGUACAUGGAGACCCUACCAUCUAGCCUCACUGAGGAGCACAAGGAAUUGGUCAAUGACAUGUUCAUGUGGCUUGUUCAGCCCUGUCUGGAAUUUGGUCGCCUUCACUGUAAAUUUGUGGUCCAAACGUCACCUAUCCACCUUGCCUUUUCAAUGAUGAGACUUUACUCCUCUCUUUUGGAUGAAAUUAAGCAAGCAGAAAAUGAGGAAACAGAAUUAUAUGAAGGCCUGUCAAGUCAGCAGAUCUUCCUCUGGCUGCAAGGACUAUUUCUCUUUUCCUUGGUGUGGACUGUGGCUGGCACCAUCAAUGCAGACAGCAGAAAGAAAUUUGAUCUGUUUUUUCGCAACUUGAUCACAGGCAUGGAUGAUAAGUACCCUAGGCCCAAAAGCGUCAAACUUACCAAAAACAACAUCUUCCCAGAAAAAGGAAGCAUCUAUGAUUUUUAUUUCCUCAAACAAGGAGGUGGACAUUGGGCCACAUGGACAGAGUACAUCACCAAAGAGGAGGAGAAUAUCCCAGCUGGGGCCAAGGUCUCAGAACUCAUUAUCCCCACAAUGGAGACAGCUCGCCAGUCCUUCUUCUUGAAAACCUACCUGGACCAUGAGAUUCCAGUGUUGUUCGUGGGUCCCACAGGCACUGGCAAAUCGGCCAUCACCAACAACUUUCUUCUCCGCCUUCCCAAAAAUAUCUACCUGCCAAAUUGCAUCAAUUUCUCUGCCAGAACCUCAGCCAAUCAGACCCAGGAUAUGAUCAUGUCCAAGCUGGAUCGACGACGAAAGGGCCUUUUUGGGCCUCCCAUAGGGAAGAAAUCAGUGGUGUUUGUGGAUGACCUUAACAUGCCAGCCAAGGAGGUAUAUGGGGCCCAGCCCCCCAUCGAGCUCCUAAGGCAAUGGAUUGACCAUGGUUACUGGUUUGACAAGAAAGACACAAACAGGCUGGAUAUUGUGGAUGUGCUACUUGUGACAGCCAUGGGGCCCCCUGGAGGAGGAAGAAAUGAUAUUACUGGACGGUUCACUCGCCAUCUGAAUAUCAUUUCCAUCGACGCCUUUGAGGAUGACAUUUUAACAAAAAUUUUUAGUUCAAUUGUUGACUGGCACUUUGGGAAAGGAUUUGAUGUGAUAUUCUUAAGGUAUGGAAAGAUGCUGGUACAAGCUACGAAGACAAUUUAUAGAGCUGCAGUGGAGAACUUCUUGCCAACUCCUUCCAAGUCACAUUAUGUCUUUAAUUUGCGGGACUUCUCCCGGGUGAUCCAAGGAGUAUUACUCUGCCCUCACACCCACCUGCAGGAUGUAGAAAAACUUAUCCGGCUUUGGAUCCAUGAAGUUUAUCGGGUCUUCUAUGACCGUCUGAUUGACAAGGAAGACAGACAGGUCUUCUUCAAUAUGGUGAAAGAAACCACCUCUAAUUGCUUCAAGCAGACUGUAGAGAAGGUCCUCAUCCACUUGUCACCCACUGGAAAGAUUGUUGAUGAUAACAUACGUAGUCUCUUCUUUGGAGAUUUCUUCAAGCCAGAAAGUGACCCCAAAAUUUAUGAUGAGAUCAUUGACCUGAAACAGCUCACUGUGGUCAUGGAGUACUAUCUGGAAGAGUUCAACAACAUCAGCAAGGCCCCCAUGUCCUUGGUCAUGUUCAAGUUUGCCAUUGAGCACAUCUCCAGGAUCUGCAGGGUCCUGAAGCAAAAUAAAGGCCACUUGCUCCUGGUGGGCAUUGGGGGCAGUGGCCGGCAGAGUGCCACCAAAUUGUCCACAUUCAUGAACUCAUAUGAGCUAUACCAGAUCGAGAUCACUAAGAACUACACAGGCAAUGACUGGCGGGAGGACCUAAAAAAGAUCAUGCUGCAGGUCGGUAUGGCCACCAAGAGUACCGUAUUCCUCUUUGCCGACAACCAGAUCAAGGAUGAGUCAUUUGUUGAGGACAUCAACAUGCUUCUGAACACAGGUGAUGUGCCCAACAUCUUCCCAGCUGAUGAGAAGGCUGACAUUGUGGAGAAGAUGCAAGUGGCAGCAAGGGCAGGAGGAGAGAAGAUCGAAGUCACUCCUCUUUCUAUGUAUAACUUCUUUAUUGAGAGGGUGAAAAAGAACCUUCACGUUGUCCUUGCCAUGAGCCCAAUUGGGGACGCCUUUCGUAACCGCCUACGGAUGUUCCCUUCGCUGAUCAAUUGCUGUACAAUUGAUUGGUUCCAGUCAUGGCCCACAGAUGCCCUGGAGCUGGUUGCCAACAAGUUUCUAGAAGAUGUGGAGCUUGAUGACAACAUUCGGACAGAGGUCGUCUCCAUGUGCAAAUAUUUUCAAGAGAGUGUAAAGAAUCUGUCACUUGAUUAUUACAGUACACUUCGCAGACAUAAUUAUGUUACCCCCACCUCUUAUCUUGAAUUGAUUCUAACCUUCAAGACCCUACUGAAUAUCAAGAGGCAAGAGGUGGAUAUGAUGAGGAACCGCUACCUGACAGGCUUGCACAAACUCGAUUUUGCAGCUUCACAGGUGGCAGUCAUGCAAGUAGAACUGACAGCCCUCCAACCUCAACUCAUCCAUACAUCAGAGGAGACUGCCAAGAUGAUGGUGAAAAUUGAAGAGGAGACCAAAGAGGCCGAUGCCAAGAAACUACUGGUGCAGGCAGAUGAGAAAGAGGCCAACGCUGCUGCUGCCAUUGCCCAGGGAAUCAAGAAUGAAUGUGAAGGGGAUCUGGCUGAGGCCAUGCCGGCACUGGAGGCUGCACUUGCAGCCCUCGACACUCUGAACCCGACUGACAUCUCAUUGGUGAAGUCGAUGCAGAACCCACCAGGCCCUGUCAAGCUGGUCAUGGAGAGCAUUUGUGUCAUGAAAGGGCUGAAGCCAGAGAGGAAGCCAGACCCCAGUGGCUCCGGCAAGAUGAUAGAAGAUUACUGGGGAGUGUCAAGAAAGAUUCUUGGAGAUCUAAAAUUCUUGGAGAGUCUUAAGACAUAUGACAAAGACAAUAUCCCCCCAAUGAUUAUGAAGCGGAUUCGGGAAAAGUUUAUCGAUCACCCAGAAUUCCAGCCAGCUGUCAUUAAAAAUGUGUCAUCUGCCUGUGAGGGUCUGUGCAAGUGGGUGAGGGCCAUGGAGGUAUACGAUCGCGUGGCCAAGGUGGUGGCUCCCAAACGAGAGAGACUGAAGGAAGCUGAGGGAAAGCUAAACAUACAGAUGCAGAAGCUGAACCAGAAACGAGCAGAGCUGAAACUGGUAGAAGACCGUCUCCAGGCCCUGAAUGAUGACUUUGAAGAGAUGAACACCAAGAAAAAGACCUUGGAGGAAAACAUUGACAUCUGUUCCCAAAAGCUGAUCAGGGCAGAGAAGCUGAUCAGUGGUCUUGGGGGAGAGAAGGACAGAUGGACAGAAGCUGCCCGACAACUGGAGGUCCGCUAUACUAACCUGACAGGGGAUGUGUUGGUGUCCUCCGGGACUGUGGCUUACCUGGGUGCCUUUACGGUAGAUUAUCGGGCCCAGUGCCAAUCUCAGUGGCUAGCCCAAUGUAAAGAAAAGGUCAUCCCUGGCUCCAGUGACUUCAGUCUUAGCAACACAUUAGGAGAUCCUGUGAAAAUCCGUGCCUGGCAAAUUGCUGGGCUUCCUGUUGACUCUUUUUCCAUUGACAAUGGCAUCAUUGUAUCCAAUUCCAGACGCUGGGCCUUAAUGAUUGACCCUCAGGGGCAGGCCAAUAAGUGGAUUAAGAACAUGGAGAAAGCAAAUAAACUGUCUAUCAUCAAGUUCUCUGAUACCAACUAUGUGAGGAUUCUGGAAAAUGCUAUACAGUUUGGUACCCCUGUGUUACUCGAAAACAUUGGAGAAGAGCUGGAUGCCUUCAUUGAACCCAUCUUACUCAAGGCUACAUUCAAGCAGCAAGGAGUUGAGUAUAUGAGGCUAGGUGAAAACAUCAUUGAGUACUCCAGGGAGUUUAAGUUAUACAUCACAACUCGAUUGAGGAACCCACAUUACCUCCCUGAAGUUGCCGUGAAAGUCUGUCUCCUCAACUUUAUGAUCACCCCCUUGGGUCUCCAAGAUCAACUCCUUGGCAUUGUGGCUGCCAAAGAAAAACCAGAACUAGAAGAGAAAAAGAAUGAGUUGAUUGUGGAAAGUGCCAAGAACAAGAAGCAACUAAAGGAGAUUGAAGAUAAGAUCUUGGAGGUUCUCUCUCAGUCUGAGGGUAACAUCCUUGAGGAUGAAACUGCCAUCAAAAUUUUGUCCUCCUCUAAAAUUCUCUCUGAAGAAAUCUCUGAGAAACAGGAAAUAGCUUCGGUGACAGAAACACAGAUUGAUGAAACUCGGAUGGGCUACAAGCCAGUGGCUAUCCACUCUGCCACCAUCUUCUUUUGUAUCUCUGACCUAGCUAACAUAGAACCAAUGUACCAGUAUUCCCUCACAUGGUUCAUAAACCUGUACAUGCAUUCCCUGGCCCAUAGCAUGAAGAGUGAAGAGCUGGAUCUGCGCAUUGGGUACAUCAUUGAGCAUUUUACCCUGAGCAUCUACAACAAUGUCUGCCGCUCUCUGUUUGAGAAGGACAAGCUGCUCUUCUCCCUCCUCCUGACCAUCGGCAUCAUAAAAGAGAAAAAGCAACUUGAUGAGGCAAUGUGGUACUUUCUUCUAACUGGAGGCGUUGCUCUGGAUAACCCCUUUCCCAACCCAGCUCCUGAAUGGCUGUCUGAGAAGGCGUGGUCAGAAGUUGUUCGAGCAUCGACAUUACCGCAACUGAAAGGCCUGAAGGAACAUUUAGAACAAAAUUCUAGUGAAUGGAAGCUCAUCUAUGACUCAGCCUGGCCCCAUGAGGAGAAAUUCCCAGGAUCUUGGAGGCUCCUUCAAGGAUUGGAGAGGAUGGUGAUUCUUCGAUGUUUGCGGCCUGAUAAGAUAAUCCCAGCUAUUCGGGAGUUCAUUGCUGAACUCAUGGGAAAGGUAUACAUCGAAGCUCCGACCUUUGAUCUGCAGGGAUCCUACAAUGAUUCUAAUUGUUGUGCACCUUUGAUUUUCGUAUUGUCUCCAGGGGCAGACCCAAUGGCAGGCCUGCUGAAGUUUGCUGAUGAUCUUGGCAUGGGAGGGGCCAGAAUACAGACCAUCUCCCUUGGCCAAGGCCAAGGCCCUAUUGCUGCCAAAAUGAUCAACAAUGCCAUAAAAGAUGGGACUUGGGUAGUUUUACAGAACUGCCAUCUAGCCACAAGCUGGAUGCCUGCAUUGGAAAAGAUUUGUGAGGAGGUGAUUGUUCCUGAGAGUACCAAUGUAAAAUUCAGACUAUGGUUAACCAGCUAUCCAUCAGAGAAGUUUCCAGUCAGCAUUCUUCAGAAUGGAAUCAAAAUGACCAAUGAACCCCCCAAAGGGCUCCGGGCCAACCUUUUGCGCUCCUACCUCAAUGACCCCAUUUCAGACCCUGUGUUCUUCCAAAGCUGCACAAAGGUGGUGAUGUGGCAAAAGCUGUUGUUUGGCCUUUGCUUCUUCCAUGCCAUUGUUCAAGAGAGGAGAAACUUUGGACCCCUAGGUUGGAAUAUCCCUUAUGAAUUCAACGAAUCUGACCUCAGGAUUAGUAUGCGGCAGAUCCAGAUGUUUCUCAAUGAGUACAAAGAGGUGCCAUUUGAUGCUCUGACUUACCUGACAGGGGAAUGUAAUUAUGGAGGUAGAGUGACUGAUGACAAAGACAGACGUCUCCUGUUGUCCCUUCUGUCCACUUUCUACUGCAAGGAAAUUGAGCAGGACCAAUACUACCUUGCUCCUGGAGACACUUACUACAUUCCUCCUCAUGGCUCCUACCAGUCCUAUAUCGACUAUCUCAGGACACUCCCUAUCACAGCCCACCCAGAAGUGUUUGGCCUCCAUGAGAAUGCUGACAUCACCAAGGACAACCAAGAAACCAACCAGCUGUUUCAAGGCGUGCUGCUAACCCUCCCAAGGCAGUCAGGAGGGAGUGGGAAGUCCCCUCAGGAAGUGGUUCAGGAGCUGGCCCAGGACAUACUCUCCAAGCUUCCCGAAGACUUUAACCUAGAAGAGGUCAUGAAUUUGUACCCUGUGGUCUAUGAGGAAUCAAUGAACACUGUCCUGAGGCAAGAACUCAUCAGAUUCAACAGGCUCACCAAAGUGGUUCGCAGAAGCCUCAUCACUAUUGGCCGAGCCAUCAAAGGGCAGGUCCUGAUGUCUUCGGAGCUAGAGGAAGUUUUUAAUAGCAUGCUUGUGGGUAAAGUGCCAGCCAUGUGGGCAGCCAAGUCCUACCCAUCCCUAAAGCCUCUGGGGGGCUAUGUGGCUGACCUGUUGACCCGCCUGACCUUCUUUCAGGAAUGGAUUGACAAGGGUCCCCCUGUGGUCUUUUGGAUCUCUGGAUUCUACUUCACACAGUCUUUUUUGACGGGUGUCUCUCAGAAUUAUUCCCGGAAAUACACCAUCCCCAUUGACCACAUUGGAUUUGAGUUUGAGGUAACAACCCAAGAAACUGUCAUGGAGACUAACCCAGAAGAUGGGGCCUACAUAAAAGGGCUUUUCUUAGAAGGUGCCCGUUGGGACAGGAAAGCGAUGCAGAUUGCAGAGUCUUUCCCCAAAAUCCUCUAUGACCCACUGCCCAUCAUUUGGCUGAAACCUGGGAAAAGUGCAACGUUUCUGCAUCAGGACAUUUACGUGUGUCCAGUCUAUAAAACAAGUGCCCGAAGGGGCAUCCUCUCCACCACAGGCCACUCUACCAACUAUGUCCUCUCCAUUGAGCUCCCAACCGAUAUGCCCCAGAAGCACUGGAUAAACCGAGGGGUAGCCUCACUGUGUCAGCUGGAUAACUGAUGACAUGUCUCAAAACAGAAAAUAAAAGGCAUUUCAUUCUUUACUAUAACCUACCUUCCUUUCUUGAGAGUCACUUGGUGUAAUGAUGAGAGUGCUAAUGACAAUAAUUACAUUAAUGGAGCAACUGCUAUUAGCCAGGUAUUUCACAGCAGCCCUAUAAAGUAGGUUAUUACUCUUAUUUUAUGGCUGCAAACUUAGAUACACUGAAAGUAAUAUCUUCCAGAUCAGAUAGUUCAAAGUAGUAUUUGAACACAGGCAGUGAGACUCAUCACCCUAGACUUUGAGUUAUUUGGCUAAGUUCUCUUGUUAUUUAUUAAUUUUUUUCCUAUUAUUUUUCUGAAACUGUCAUGAAAUUUCAAUCACUUCUUCCCUUGUCAAUCCAUUUUGAGCCCACUAUCAAGGCCUCUGAGAGACUGGAAGAGGCUCUUUAGUUAAGACCCUUCGUUAAGGCUCUUGAUAUGUUUAAAAUGUGUUACUAACAAUAAUCUCAUGCAGUAGGUAUUAUCUCUAUUUUACAGGUGCAAAAAUGGAAGUUUAGAAAACUAACUAGCCCAAAGUUCCAUGCCUCAUCAUAGAAGAACUAGGACCCAAUUGUCCCUGUACUAGCCUACACAAAUGGGCUGAAAUUUCACGAAGAAAGGGAAAGUCAGAGAACCAGUAUUUGUUGUAUGUCUAUUAGGUGCAAAGAUUUGUGUACAGGCUUUUAGAUGGCUUAUUUGACCCUAUGUUGUGGGAAUGAUUGUCUUUCCCUCUAGAAGUUCAGGGUGAUCAAGUAACUUGCUGAGGAACACUCAGCUCUUUCCCAGUACAGUCAGAUUUUGACCUGUGGUCUGGCUCCUGAACUCAUGCAUUUUUUUACUACCACAUGCUGCCUCCCUGCCAAGGACUUGACUGUGUUAUGAUGCAGAAUCUUAGAAGAGACUACACAACCAUCUAUACAACCAUGUCCAAGAAAUUUUAAUCACUUGUUUCUCUCUAAAGGCAGCUGGAUGAGAAUACUGAGAUGGAAAUCAAAUUUUGAUAUAUUACUUUUUCACUCUCUCAUGUAGUCCUUUGGUUGUAAGUGACUAGUUUCUUUCAUGGUGUUCCACUGGCCACUUCAAUAAGUAAAGAUAUAAAGGUGCUUGAGAGCCUACAUGUGUUUGCCCUGGGCUUCUCUGCCUCUUCACUAGAAAAAAACGUUCUGACUCAGGAUCUUUGAUUUUUCCUGAAUGUGGGAAGCUUCUAAGAAUCAAAUAAACAUAUUCCAGAAAAGCGCAGUUUCAGUUUUUCCGUGGUGCCGAGCAAAUUCUGACUGAAGAAUCUGGAUUCUGAGAUCAGUAAAUCAUCCCAGAGAUUAAGUGAAGGGGGAAAAGUUCCAAAUCUUGCCAAGGGACAGUAAAGAGACAGUGAGGUGGAUCCAGUCCCUGUUAGCUCAAAGCAGGUAGCUUACCAGUUACUUUUUCAAGAAAGAAACACAGUUUUUAUCCAACUUUGGGGAAAAGAAUCAGAAUGAACAGAUGGCUGGGACUGCUGUAUUGUUUAAAAUGAAAUUGUUGGGAGAUGAAAAGAUGGUCAGGAUCCCAAGUCCCUGAAUUGGAUGGGUAAGUCACAAUGUGAGCUAUAAAGGAGCUGGCACUGAGGGGAUUACUAAGAGAACAAAUGAAUUUUAAUUACAGUUAUCUAACUCCAGUUUCAGCAACAAAACGCUGAGGGAGGCAGGAACAGACUGUCUCAUUCCUCAGGGGUCAAGAGAUAGAAUGUUUUCAUGUCAUGGAUUAAGUUUUUAUAAUUUAAAAAAAUUCCUUUGCUUUGAAAAAGAAAGAUUGUCUUAAUUUGAGGUCAUUUUCUACUGGGGCCAUUGUGGUAAAUAAUGUCUCCUCCUGGGAAAAAGCAAUAUGCUCUUCAGAAAUCGUGGUGAGUUAGAGGCUGGCAUUCUGAAGCAGAGAUGGCCAGAGAUCAGCUCAGUGAGAAGCUGCAGGACCUGCCUAUAAAUAGCUCAGCAGAUGACAUCAGACAAAGCUUGUCAUCAAACUAGUCCUUGCUCUUUAAAAAUCUAGCUAUUAGGUAAGCGGUUCUGUUCAGAUCUUGUCUAUAUUAGAAGAAAAUGCCACUGAAGGAGAGGAUAUAAGGAAGGUAGUAGGUCCUACCUUUAAAAGACUGAAGGGGAUUUGUAUAGUCAUGGAGAGAAAAUGGGGGGGUACUAUUAAAACACAAAUUCUAUGGAAGAUUUGAUAGCAUAUUGACGGUUUUUUUUUAAUGUAUCGGGGCUAGUGAGGUGGUGU
Molecule: messenger RNA, 14652 nt
Organism: Tupaia belangeri chinensis (Chinese tree shrew)
Lineage: Eukaryota; Metazoa; Chordata; Mammalia; Scandentia; Tupaiidae
Gene: DNAH3
Product: dynein axonemal heavy chain 3
Exons: 62
Coding region: 179-12388 (4069 amino acids)
Biological process (GO): microtubule-based movement
Cellular component (GO): dynein complex
Molecular function (GO): minus-end-directed microtubule motor activity; ATP hydrolysis activity; dynein intermediate chain binding
Source: RefSeq, a predicted model, not a curated record